AUGGAGGGAAGCGGAGGAGGUUCUGACUUCCUGAAUCGCAGCAGGAGCGGCACGAAGCUGUUGGCUAGGAAAGCUCACAAGCCGACCGCGGAGGGCCAGGCCUGUCCCGAGUGCGGUGUGUGCGUCCGUCUCAUUGACUCAGGCCCCUCAAGUAACCCUGCCCGCACCCUGACCUCACAGCGCCUGCGGAGGAGAGCAGAGCCCCCUUCCAGUGGGCAGGAGGGGCCAGACAAGGACCCCUGGCGCCUGGCACAGGCGCUGCGCGACGGCGUCCUCCUGUGCCAGCUGCUACACAACCUCUCCCCCGGCUCCAUUGAUCUCAAGGACAUCAACUUCCGGCCGCAGAUGUCCCAGUUCCUGUGUUUGAAGAACAUACGUACCUUCCUCAAAGUCUGCCACGACAAAUUUGGCUUAAGAAACAGCGAGCUGUUUGACCCCUUCGACCUCUUCGACGUCCGAGACUUUGGCAAGGUCAUCUCCGCGGUGUCCAGACUCUCACUUCACAACUUGGCCCAGAACAAAGGCAUCAGGCGAGGUUUCCACAGGCGAUUUAACAUCCUGGGUGCCACCGUCGCUGACACAAAACACUCCUGGGCCCUCCGUGUGCGGGCGUCCUGCAGUGUUGUCAGUCCGCAAAAAGGGGCUGCUUCGGCUGCUCUUCUGUUUUGGAAGCCCACAGACGAAGCCGCAGCCCUGAAGAAUCCCCUCCUCGUUUCUUCUCCAGCUGGAUGGGAGCCCAACGGAGCGCUUUCCUAUGAGUCAGGAGUCUGCCUUCUUCCCGGCACGUGCCAAGUGCGGGGAGGAGCUGAGGUGCCUCAGGCCCGGAUCACCUGCAUCUGCAACGCCAGCAGAGGGUCACUCUCGGGAGAGUCAAGUUCCUAUGGCGGGAGACCAGGGGUGCUCCAGCCUGAGCUGCGGGAGAAGGGGGCGCCAGCCCUGUGGUCCAGCGUUGACCGGGAGCGGUUGUGCGCAGCCGGCUCAGUGCGCCGGGACAUGGAGUUUCUCCGUGAAGCGCAGCCUCUGACAACUUGGAACCUGAAGACGAGGCUCUGUGUGUCCACGAGAUGUUCCCUCCUGUGCAGCGAACAUGACGUGGGAGAGGACAUCUACGACUGCGUCCCGUGCGAAGAUGAAGGGGACGACAUCUACGAGGACAUCAUCAAGGUGGAGGUGCAGCAGCCCAUGAUUAGAUACAUGCAGAAAAUGGGGAUGACAGAGGACGACAAGAGGAGCUGCUGCUUGCUGGAGAUUCAGGAGACUGAGGCCAAGUACUGCCGGACCCUGGAGGACAUUGAGAAGAACUACAUGACCCCCCUGAGACUGGUGCUGAGCCCGGCGGACAUGGCAGCUGUCUUCAUCAACCUGGAGGAUGUCAUUAAGGUGCAUCACAGUUUCCUGAGGGCCAUCGACGUGUCCAUGAUGGCGGGGGGCAGCACUCUGGCCAAGGUCUUCCUGGACUUCAAGGAAAGGCUCCUGAUCUAUGGGGAGUACUGCAGCCACAUGGAGCACGCCCAGAACACGCUGAACCAGCUCCUCGCCAGCAGGGAGGACUUCAGACAAAAAGUCGAGGAAUGCACGCUGAAGGUCCAGGACGGCAAGUUUAAGCUGCAGGACCUGCUGGUGGUGCCCAUGCAGAGGGUCCUCAAAUACCACCUGCUCCUGAAGGAACUUCUGAGCCAUUCCACCGACCGGCCAGAGAGGCAGCAGCUCAAAGAAGCUCUGGAGGCCAUGCAGGACUUGGCGAUGUACAUAAACGAAGUUAAGCGGGACAAGGAGACCCUGAAGAAAAUCAGCGAAUUUCAGAGCUCUAUAGAAAACCUGCAAGUGAAACUGGAGGAAUUUGGCAGACCGAAGAUCGAUGGGGAACUGAAGGUCCGGUCCAUAGUCAACCACACCAAGCAAGACAGGUCUCCCGAGCACGGAUCACGAGAGGUGGCCCUGGCGGCACCAGCAGAGACCUCCGCUGAGGACACACCUCGGCGGGGGUGGUCCCGGGACGUGCUGGUAGAGGGGGUGCCUACACGUGCAUACAUGCACGCACAGGCACGUGUGCACACGCAGGCACGAGUACACACACAUACAGUGCACGUGCACACACGCGUGACUACGUGCACAGACAUGUGCGUGCACAGGCCCCAGCACGACUGUGUGUGUCCACGUGUCCACGUGCCAGAAGCCGUGCCUGUGGCCAGCGUGUCCCAUUUCCUCCUGCAGUGGUCCUAUGGCUUCUAUCUAAUUCACCUUCAAGGAAAGCAGGGCUUCCAGUUUUUCUGCAAGACGGAAGACAUGAAGAGGAAGUGGAUGGAGCAGUUUGAGAUGGCCAUGUCGAACAUCAAGCCCGACAAAGCCAACGCCAACCAGCACAGCUUCCAGAUGUACACGUUCGACAGGACCACCAACUGCAAAGCCUGCAGGAUGUUCCUCAGAGGCACCUUCUACCAGGGUUACCUGUGCACCAAGUGUGGCGUCGGGGCACACAAGGAGUGCCUGGAAGUGACCCCCCCCUGCAAGAGCAGUUCUCCUGCAGACCUGGACGCCUCUGGAGCAGGACCAGGUCCCAAGAUGGUGGCCGUGCAGAAUUACCACGGCAACCCCGCUCCCCCAGGCAAGCCGGCCCUGACCUUCCAGACGGGCGACGUGAUCGAGCUGCUGAGAGGGGACCUCGAGUCUCAGUGGUGGGAGGGUCGGCUGGUGCAAACCAGGAAGUCAGGUUACUUCCCGAGCUCAUCUGUGAAGCCCUGUCCCGUGGAUGGAAAGCCGCCCAUCAGCCGGCCGCCCUCCCGGGAGAUCGACUACACCGCGUACCCCUGGUUUGCCGGCAACAUGGAGAGGCAGCAGACCGACAACCUGCUCAAAUCCCACGCCAGCGGGACCUACCUAAUCAGGGAGCGGCCGGCCGAGGCGGAGCGCUUUGCCAUUAGCAUCAAGUUCAACGAGGAGGUGAAGCACAUUAAGGUGGUGGAGAAGGACAGCUGGGUGCACAUCACUGAAGCCAAGAAAUUCGAAAGCCUCUUGGAGUUAGUUGAGUACUACCAGUGCCACUCGCUCAAAGAGAGCUUCAAGCAACUGGACACCACGCUCAAGUACCCCUACAAGUCACGGGAACGCUCAGCCUCCAGAGCCUCCAGCCGGUCCCCAGCAGUGUUCACGCCCCGCGUCAUUGGCACGGCCGUGGCCAGGUACAACUUCGCCGCCCGGGACAUGCGGGAGCUCUCGCUGCGGGAAGGCGACGUGGUGAAGAUCUACAGCCGCAUCGGCGGGGACCAGGGCUGGUGGAAGGGCGAGACCAACGGCCGGAUUGGCUGGUUUCCUUCAACGUACGUAGAAGAGGAGGGCGUCCAGUGACAGCAAGUGUGCGGCUGGGACUUGCGGACUUUCUUGGAGGAGUUGCUCCAGCUCUGAAGUCUGCCUCUAGCCCGUGACUCGGAGGGGAGUUGCCCGCCAACCUUGCAGCCUUCCACAGCCUGUGGGGUGGGGGGUGCUUGAAGUCCUGCACAUGGACGGUCCUGCCAUCAGCCUGCCCCGGGCGGCCUGUCCUGGGUACGCUGCUUGUACAUAGAGGGGAUCCAGGCCAGCCCUGCUUGCCUGCCACCACCAGUGUGCUGAGGAGAGGGAGCACCAGUGGCACCCGAGCCGGGUGCUGGGUGACCGCUGAGGCCAGAGCGCACCUUGCUCCUGUCCCGUUGAGAUGGCCCUCAGGAGCCUAGGUCUGAAUGGCAGAUGCUGGUGGGGGAGGGCUGGGGACUGCAGAGGGGACCUUCCCCUGGCCCCUCCUGCUCAGGCUCUGGAUCCUCAGCCCUCCUGCUUCCUGCUCUCCCAGGGGGAGGCUUCAGGCCUUGAGAGGCAGAAGGGACCGCAGCCAGGCUGCGGCCCCUGCCCGGCCCCAGCUGUGCGUGGUACAGAGGAGGAGAGCGUGGUGAGGCCUGUGCGGCCCCCGACCCCCCAUGACCCUCUGCACCAGGGGCGUGCGGAGGCCCCCGGGGCGGGCCGCGCUCUCGGGGGGAGCCGGAGGGACGUCGCAGUUGCCGACCCUGCCCCCAGCCAGUGGUACUGCCCUUUGCCCCGCGUCCUCGGUGUGUCUGUCCUGUCCUGCUGCCAGGUGGCUGCUGCCUUUGUAACCCUGACGUGGGCGGGGAAGAAAGCGGGGUUCCCCCUCGCUCGGCCUCUGCUGCUCACCCGCCUCCCCCGGAGGAGGCUCCCCACUGCUCCCAGGCAGGCGGGCCCUCUGGGCCUCCCGUGUCCUGCAAGGUGGCCCCUGAGGGUCUCCCCAGCCUUUGCACAGAUGUUGGUUCUAGCCUUGGCAAGUUUCCUUCCAAGGGCUCCUGCCGCCCACGAAACGGGACCGUGGCCAGCCGAAAUAAGUGCUCUUGGGGGUGGCUCCACCCCCUGAACUCCCCCUCCUCACUCCUCCUGGCCCUUGACCUCUGACCCUGUUCCCUCUGCCCGGACGUUGCAUGAGACCCAGUGACCCUGUCUCCCCCGAGCUCCGCGCCAAAGCUGCGGUGAGACCCGGGCUCCGUGGCUCGCCUCCUCCCUUUGAUCAGCUGCACGAGACUGGGCGUCGUGAGGGCUGGAUCUUGCCGGCGUGGGCGCUGGUGGCCUCGCUGCGGCCGGGGGUUCCCCUGAGGUCGCUCACCCAGCCAGCAUCCUGGUGUGGGGAGGAGAUGGGGAGGGCUCUGAGAGUAGCAAGGAGGAGGGGAGGCAGCCCGUGACGGCUGGAAGUGAGGGUGACAGGACCGCGUUGGGGGCCGUGGGGGAAGAAGGGGAAGAAAGACUCUUCCCGGAGAGAGCAGGCCCGAACCCCUGUCAGCGGGGCGCAGCCAGCCCGGCUGGCCCGGCCGUGAGCCCGGGACGGGGGAGGAGGAAGCCGGCCUGCCUCUUGUGUUUACGGUUGUCAGAAAGGUUUUGCUUUGGUCUUUGUUGUUGGGUUCUGUUUGUUUCGUUUGGGGUUUGGCUUGUUUGCUUUUUAAGGGGGCAAAAAGGCUUGUGAUUAUUUCAUCCAAAGCUCCCGUUUUCUAUCUGUGAAUAAGAGGGAAGAGACUUUAUCAGGCAAGAGAUUAACGUAUGUUUGAGAUCAUCAGGAAACAAGGCGUCAUGGUAACGACACUGAGCAAACCUGAUUUGCAAGCCUGGUUCUUGUGAAUGUUUCGUUUUGUUUGUGUUCGUUCCGAAACCUGGGCUCGGUUUGCUCUGGUUUUGCCCUGCAGGGUGCGGGCGGGGAGGAGGGCUGGGCGGAGGCUGGGGCCCGGGGGGUUUUGGCAGGAGACGGGAGGCCCUCGGGGGGCUGCGGGCCGGGGCCUGAGGUCAGCUGUGAACACUUAGGAGCCCGAAGCAUGCGGGUCAGCGAUCUGGGGCUCCUGCAGCUGCUGGUGACCCCAAACAGAAUACAGACUGUACAUUUGCCAGUAGGUUUUUCAGAUCACGGUUUUUACUGCAAAUAAACCCGAACUCUUUUCUGCAAGA
Molecule: messenger RNA, 5463 nt
Organism: Vicugna pacos (alpaca)
Lineage: Eukaryota; Metazoa; Chordata; Mammalia; Artiodactyla; Camelidae
Source: RefSeq, a predicted model, not a curated record